Molecule: messenger RNA, 2562 nt
Organism: Cladophialophora immunda
Lineage: Eukaryota; Fungi; Ascomycota; Eurotiomycetes; Chaetothyriales; Herpotrichiellaceae
Exons: 1
Coding region: 326-2050 (574 amino acids)
Source: RefSeq, a predicted model, not a curated record
AUCCCUGUCCCCCAGUCGCCGAAAUCGAAGAAUAUCCUCGCUCCGGCGACAACGGCGCGACUCCUCACCGGAAUCUGGCCAUCGCACAGCUGCGUUCCUUUAGCCUGCGCCCUCUGGUUUUGACACGGGACAAUGGACAGUACGGUCACGUCGAUCAGGCCCCCUCUCUUGGAGUUGGUAUAUAGGUGCAUGCGCCGUGCCUCGCCAGCUGAGACCCCACGUGGCUUAUGUACAGACCUGCCUAGCAGUGGACAAAGCCAAGAUGAAGCUAUGUAUCCAUGACUUUGGACAAUGAGUUUCCAUCCAUGGGAUAUUUGAGUCCACCAUGGCAGAGGCUGCUCUCAAGAUCGUCUUCGGGCAACCGGACCAGGACGGGCAGAGUGUUGGCAUAAGUGCCUCAGAACGACGCUCACAUGCUGCUCGGAUUGGUCACCUUAGGUCAACGCAGGCAGCGAGUAACACAUUGAAGAAGAACCAACCUCCAAAAAGUGCCACUCGGCAUCCAGCUCUGGGGAAACAGGCUCUUUACAGACUGUAUGUACCGAACUCACACCGUGCAAGUCGCUCCAGUGCGAGCUCCAAAUCCAACCUUUCCGAUAGUUCGAGUUCAUCAGAUGAAGAAAGACAACCCCCGCCGCCGCUGGUGCUCAAUGGCAACUCCGAUCCGUUCGCCAUGCUACCUAUCAUCAUCACGCCACUUGUGAACCAAUGUUUGACGUUCAUGCGGGAAGCGCUGUACCCAAGUAUAUACUACAACACCUUCUUCCGGCGGCUCUAUGGUAGCUCCCACGGGCCGAUCAAUGUUCUACAAGACAGCACCUGGCUACCCGCGCAGACUGCCCGACAAGACUGGGGGACAGCCGCAAGCAGCCUAUAUUCGGAAGGCCAAGCAAUGGCGUGUAUUGCCAAUUUCCUCAGCAAUAUGGCCCCUCUAAUGCCAGAGGAAGGCCGACUAAAAAUUAGACGUGAAGCUCUCAUAUAUACGACCAAAAGCUCACAACUAUUACGAAAGUCUCUGGACGAGCUACCCAACCCUGACGGCAAAAGUGUCCUGCUCCGAGAACCGAGCCUUAUUAGCCACGUCUUCUGGUUGUUCCGCGCUGCUGUCUUCUCUGAGAACAAGACCUCGGUAGCAGUACACGGCAAGGUCCUCGCUCAAAGCAUUGUACAAGGUUUCAACGACGGUCUCGUCGACCACUUGAUGAUUAUCCAAGCUAUCAACGCUGAUUGUGAUGAUGCUACCAAAUUUAUGCGCCGAACCCAUUUCGAUCCAGAUUGGUACCACACGAUCAUCCAACCAAUAUGGGCGAUGGCCGAGUAUAUCCUACCUCCUAUACCCGAGGCCGUCUAUGCCAAUAUCAAUCCCACAAUCGAGUUACCGGAAUUGCGGGAGAUCUUCAUCAACUCGCUCCACCAGGCCGCGUACUGUGAGGAUGGAUUGCAAGUGCCCGACAAAGCGUGGGGUCCACUGGAGCACAAACAGCUUGCCUUUGCCUGGUUCGCCACACAGAGCGAGUAUACGAUGUCGAAACUUCUCAAAAUAUACUUCGACCUCCGAGGAGGCAAUCGCGUAGCAUAUCAAACAGAAGCACAGCAGCCGCUUGCACCUGGUCAGCGACUGACGCAGAUUGGACUGGCGCUGGGAUUGCUGUACUACGUUCGCAUUCUGGGUCACGAGACGAAAAUCAACGGUCGAGAUAUUCGAGAUUCCUCGCCCGAGAUCAUACGACAUCUGAGAGCCGUGAUGGAGCAGAUCUCGAUUGUUGCCACCGACGACGAAAAGCGGCGAUACAGCGAGGCGCACGCAUGGCUUUACUUCUUGGGGACAUUUGAAGAAGAACGAAAGGGCAUGUUUCCCAAAUCGACCUGGUUUCAGCGCCGCCUCGCCGAACAUGUCAUUGUCUCUAGGAAGAAGAGCUGGACCACGUCGUCCAGCUGGAAAGCCUACCGCCGGAUUUUCCGCACCUUCCUCUAUUCCGACUGGGCAUACCCUAGCGCGUCUACGUGGUUCGAUCGAAUCAUCAUCAUGUACACAAGGCCAGUAGAAUGAGAAUAGUCGAAGAUCCGACUACCAUACCGACUACAACAACUGGACCAUGUCCAUCCGCAUCAAAAGCCGGUCUAUGCUUCUGACAUAGAUCGACGUGGAUCCGUCACCAGGAUCGAACCUCCGCUGUUCUGAGCGCCAAAGAAAGCACUAAUUCUAGAGAUGCAAUUAGAAUCCCGGAUUCGAUUCGACUCAACCUCUGAAUGGCAACCGACAUGUCUUUGCGAGUGGCCAUCCCAACGGUCUGGCCGUGCUGCCUCUUUCGAAUCCAGCACGACACGACCCGAAGAAGACACUCUACGACGCCCGGGUAACUUUGCAUAUUGAAGAGCACUUUACACCCAGCAUGAGGUCUGAGGGUAUCGAUCGGGUGGGAAAUAAUUGCCCUUCGAGAUCACGGUUUUGGGAUCAGCUUCUUGGAUUACUGAAUGCUCGAUACCACGCUAACAUGUUAGACUAGGCUUGCUUUCCGUGCAGGAUACACAAGAUACUGAUAAGACUCCUUCUUACACGAA